Molecule: messenger RNA, 2036 nt
Organism: Orbicella faveolata
Lineage: Eukaryota; Metazoa; Cnidaria; Anthozoa; Scleractinia; Merulinidae
Source: RefSeq, a predicted model, not a curated record
CAUUCCAAACUCUUGACCUUUUAUCUGGAGGUCGCUGUCAAGAAUUAUCCACCACUGUAACGUAUUGAAUUUUCACUUUUUUUUAUUCAUUAAUAGGUCGGGUUUGAAAAUGAUGAAUACCUCUUCAGCAGCAACUGAAUCAUCUUCUGACGGACCUUCAACAACAACACAACCAGAUACCACGCAAACAACCACCGACAAAACUUCAAGCAAACCUUCAACAACAAUGCAGCCAGUUACCACACAAACAACGACCAAGAAAACUUCAAGCAAACCUUCAUCAACAACGCAGCCAGUUACCACACAAAGAAGGACCAAGAAAACUUCAAGCAAACCUUCAACAACAAUGCAGCCAGUUACCACACAAACAACGACCAAGAAAACUUCAAGCAAACCUUCAUCAACAACGCAGCCAGUUACCACACAAAGAAGGACCAAGAAAACUUCAAGCAAACCUUCAACAACAAUGCAGCCAGUUACCACACAAACAAAGACCAAGAAAACUUCAAGCAAACCUUCAACAACAAUGCAGCCAGUUACCACACAAAGAAGGACCAAGAAAACUUCAAGCAAACCUUCAACAACAACGCAGCCAGUUACCACACAAACAACGACCAAGAAAACUUCAAGCAAACCUUCAUCAACAACGCAACCAGUUACCACACAAAAAACGACCAAGAAAACCUCAAGGAAACCCUCAUCAACAACGCAGCCAGUUACCACACAAACAACGACCAAGAAAACUUCAAGCAAACCUUCAACAGCAACACAACCAGUUACCACACAAACAACGACCAAGAAAACUUCAAGCAAACCUUCAUCAACAAUGCAGCAAGUUACCACGAAGUUACCAGAAGAUGAAAAGAAAGAUAAUAAGACUGAAAGAGCAUCCCCUAGUGUUGGUGCUACCACAGAGAAGGAUCUUGGGCCACAUGUAAACAAUAAGCUGUUGCACCAUGCAGGCAAUUUUCCUGUCAUUUUUAUGCUGAUGCUUGUGGUUGUGGUGGCUGGUUACUUUGCCUAUCACAACAGAACCAAGAUCCAUCGAUUCAUAAAGGAAGGCUUUGGCAAGGCAAAGCAAACAGGGUCAGCUUACGUCAAAGUCAAACUGGAAGAUGAUAUCGAACUACCGCGUGAAGCUAACAGGCAAUACGUCUAUUAAAACACGACUGGAUGUGAUAAUAGGUAGAAAAGAAGAAAAGUAGCUGUGAAACAGCAAAUACGCUAUACUUUUCUUCGAAAACAAAGUCAUGUUAGUUUCACCUCAUGCAUAGUCACUGUGUUUAGUGAUCAAGUAUUUCAUGAUGUCGCAUUAGCAGCUCUUCACGCCAACGAAACUACAGGCUUAGGAGUACUCUGAGAAUGUCAUAGACACGCUUGAAGGGAACAAUGAGAUUCGUACCUUUUUAAGGGUUUCAACUGCGUUGUUGAUACCACUCACAUGUACUAGAUAGUAAACUAUAAGAUCUCACAUUUGCAGUCAUUGUGGCCUAAGUAGGUUUUCCUUCGCAAAGAGAUGUACAGUCUAACCCCUAUUAAGUGGCCACCAAUUAAACAGCCACCCCUAUUAGGUGGCCUGUAAUCAAAGUCCCAAUGAUGGCUUUUCUAUUGCUUUUACCAGUUGCAUUAAGCGGCCAACCCCUUUAAGCGGGCACUACCCAUUGCCGUCCCCGAGGGUGGCCGUUUAAAAGGGGUUAGACUGUAAUUAUUGAGAAAUGCAAUUGUAUUUUUAACUUCGAAAUUUUGUAUCGUUUUAUCUUGCUGUAGGAUAAGUAAGUAAGUAACUUUAUUUAAUGAGGGUAAAAACACUUUAGUCAUUGACUGAUAAACUCGUGGCCCUCCCUUAAACAAUUAAAAUAUAAAUCACAAUGAUUUUAAAAAUAUCUAACUAUGAAUAAUAAGUAUAAAACUGGUAAAAUUACCAACAUCAAUAAAAUGGACUAGAAUCUUGUUGGUGCAUGCGAUACAAAGAGUUAGAGGACACUAAGAAAUUGUGAAAUGUUCAAUAUUUGCAUACCCCUUCUUUAUAAGCUUGA